UCUGUUAGAGAUAAGAAUUCGAAGGGAUCGCAGGGUCAUCUCCAAUAGUCGCCGUUGUAUUAUAGUAGAUUCUAAUAUUAGGCUGAACUUUAUAAUAAGUUCUUUUUAGAGAAAAAAUCUGUUUCGUAAAGUGAUUAAGCGUAAUAAGUAAUGACACAUUUGCUUUCGUUUCGUAUAUUUGGUCGAUACAUUCAGAUUUCGUAAUAUUCCCCAAAAGUUACACACGAGGAAAACAACCAUAAACGAGCGAAGAGGACCUGCUCUUCAUCCUUCUGUGUCUGUUUUGCGGGAUUGAGUCGGCAGAAAGCGUUCCCUCUUCAAUCCAGUGGCGGAUAUUUAUGGACCACAGAACGAGGAAGAGGAUCCGUGAAGCAAAGUCAAGAGCAAGACCGGAGCUGGGCUCGGAUAAGAAUGGAUGGUGUCGUUAUAACUUUGCACAAACAUUUGACCUUAGUCUUCAGACCGUAAAGGACAAUGUGCCUCGAAUAGAUGUUACCAAGACUACCAAAGAGGAGUUCAUAGAGGAAUAUGAAGCUCCAUACAAACCUGUUGUACUUGUCAAUGCAACCAAAGAAUGGCAGGCCACAAAGAAAUGGACAAAACAGAGGCUUGCAAAAAAAUAUCGUAAUCAGAAGUUCAAGUGUGGUGAGGAUGAUGAAGGUUACUCCGUGAAGAUGAAGAUGAAAUACUUUGUCGACUACAUGAACAAUAAUGAUGAUGACAGUCCUCUGUAUAUUUUUGACAGCAGCUAUGGAGAGCACUCAAAGAGACGAAGAAUGCUAGAGGAUUAUUCUGUGCCGAGGUUUUUCCGUGAUGACCUGUUCCAGUAUGCCGGUGAGGAACGGCGACCACCUUACAGAUGGUUUGUGAUGGGACCAGGUCGCUCUGGGACAGGGAUCCAUAUCGACCCUUUGGGAACCAGUGCCUGGAAUGCCCUGCUGGAGGGACACAAAAGAUGGUGCUUGUUCCCCACAAACACUCCCAAGGACAUCCUCAAGGUUCAGACUGAAGAGGCAGGCAAGCAACGAGAUGAGGCCAUUGCUUGGUUCAAGUUUGUGUACCCCAAGACUCAGCUUCCUUCCUGGCCAAAAGAGUUUAAACCAUUGGAGAUUCUACAGUGCCCAGGAGAGACUGUCUUUGUACCUGGAGGUUGGUGGCAUGUCGUUGUCAACCUUGACGAUACCAUUGCUGUUACACAGAACUUCUGCAGUGUAACCAACUUUCCUGUUGUUUGGCAUAAAACUGUACGAGGCCGGCCAAAACUCUCCAAAAAGUGGUACCGCACACUCCAGAAAGAGAAGCCAGCAAUAGCAGCCAUUGCUGACCGCGUAGACCUGAGCCAGCCCACAGGAUUUAAUUCUGACAGUUCUAGCUCCGGCUCCUCUAGUUCUAGUUCCAGCUCUGAGUCCUCUGAAGACAGCUCGGACUCUGAUAGGACAAAGAAAAAGAGACGUCGGACAGCAAAAUCAAGAUCACGUUCCAUCACACCCAACGGCAGUAAGCGUCACUCACGUUCAGAGGAUAUGAGGGGUCAGAGGUCAAGGUCAUAUUCCUCAUCCAGCAGUGAAAGGACAAGUCACCGAAGCAUAUCCAGUACACCAAAAAACUCGAGAUGACCUCACUAGGCGUCACUUAGUACGCUGUGGAUUUUCUUAUAUUUCGUGCACACCGAAUCAAAUAAAAUCAAGUUUCUGCAUUUAUACGUGAGGAAAGGAUUGCACAUUACGCUCAUGUGUAUGGAUAGCCUUAUGUUUAAAUAAUUGAAAAAUGAUCAUGUGAAACUGUAAUUCACAAUUUAGGCUUUGUGCUCAUUUAUGCAAAUUAAAAAACAUGUGAAUUAUAAGAAAUCUACAGUAUGACAUGGUACAAGAGUCAUGUGACCAAAACAACACAAUGAAUUAUCAGGAUUGUCUGUGUGUUCCAUCCACCAACAGUUAUGUGAUGUUUCGUGUGACACAGUCAUGUCGUUUAAACUGUUACCUGUGAAGUGAUACUGUGUAUUACUGAUCACAGAUCAUCACGCAGGUCUGAGAAACGGUUGUUCUGUACUUUAAUAAUAGUGCUGAACAGGGAUUUGGCUUUGUGCCUUGUAUGCACAUUUAUUGGAGCCUGGUGGUUAUGUUAUGGCAUCAGCUUGCAUAUUGUAAGCUGUAAAAGUAAAAACAGAUCUACAUACUGUAAACAUUUCUAUAUACAUUAAUUUAUACAGAGAUGUAGAGUGGAAUGAACAAUCAUAUACCAUGAUUAUUUUCUUUACAUUACAUUACAGGAUAUACAAGAUAUUUGUGAUUCAGAAUACAAUUAAUUAUAUGAUAAAUUGUUAAUGCUGUGCUUUAAGAGCAGGCAGCAGGUACUGUCACAGGUUGGUGGUUUUCCCCGGCCUUUCUCCACUUGGCUCAUCCUGUCACAGGUUGGGGGUUUCCCCGGCUUUCCUCCACCUAGCUCAUCCUGUCACAGGUACGGGGUUUUCCCGGCUUUCCUCCACCUAGCUCAUCCUGUCACAGGUUGGGGGUUUCCCCAGCUUUCCUCCACCUAGCUCAUCCUCAAAUGACCAUAGCUGAAAAUAGGAUGUAAAACACAAACAAACCAAACCAAACCAAAUAAUUGCCAGUGCAGAAAGUGCUUCAUUGACAAAUAACAGUAGGUAUGUUUACAGUGAUGUAGGUAUAGUGUGGUACACUUCGACAAAAGUGUGAUCUCAAUAUAAAUAUUAUAUAACCAUUGUUUUUUUUUGUAGUCGAGAUUACUGUCUGUUCAUUCCAUGCAUUUCAUUGACUUGGUCUUUGAUAAUGUUUCAAAGAAUAUUAACUCCCUGACUAGUCCUAGGAAACAUUUAUACGUAAAUACAAUAGAAGUUGCCUUAGGAAAAAAGUCUAUAGCUUUGACUUAUAGAAGUAAACACUUUACAUCAAAAAUAAAAUGUCCAAAAAAAAUUAUGAUUGAAGUAGUGUUUGUUCCUUGUCAGAAAUAGAUUGUUUUUCCCUAUAGAAUUUUCAUCAAAGUUUUAUUUUUAAUAUUUUUCUGGGAUGAGAAAACUGAUGUAAGAAUUACAUUGUGCACAACCUCAAUAAUUGAAUUAACGUUUUUUAAGUGGUAUACAAUAGAGGUGCUACAAAAAGGGACACUUGGUCUACAGUUCUCAGACACAGUGUCUGUUGUGUGACUAGAGGCUGAUGUCAUGCUGCCAAGUAAACUCUGAAGUGGACCGUUAUACAGUGAAUUAUGUCCUUUGUCACUUGGAACGUCCUGUGUAAGAGUCAGUGGACAAUGUCACGGUUUAUACAUGUCUAUAGGAGACUAAUGUGUGGCAGAGCAGACUAUGUCUUAUAUGGUACAGUGAAACAUGUUAGGUGGUGUAGGAUGCAGGUCAUAUGUGGAAGAUCUGGGCUGUGGACUGGGUCAUGUUGUGUCAUAAAACCAAAUAAUGUGGACUAGAUUUGAAGUUAGAUCUGAACCACUAUUUUUUAGGGGCCGCGGUGGCCAAAUGGUUAAGGCGUCUGACAUUCUGCUACCACUAGCUCUCCAACCACUGGGUCGUUGGUUCGAAACCUACGUGGGGCAGUAGCCAGGUACUAGCCGUAGGUCAGUGACUUUCCUCCACCACCAAAACCUGGCACGUUCUUAAAUGACCAAAGCUGUUGUUUUUUUUCUCAAAUAUUUUAUUCCCC
Molecule: messenger RNA, 3668 nt
Organism: Mizuhopecten yessoensis (Yesso scallop)
Lineage: Eukaryota; Metazoa; Mollusca; Bivalvia; Pectinida; Pectinidae
Product: bifunctional arginine demethylase and lysyl-hydroxylase JMJD6-B-like
Exons: 9
Coding region: 339-1616 (425 amino acids)
Biological process (GO): phagocytosis
Cellular component (GO): nucleus; cytoplasm
Molecular function (GO): histone H4R3 demethylase activity; P-TEFb complex binding
Source: RefSeq, a predicted model, not a curated record